AUGAAGUUCAAUACGCCUCUUCCCCAACCCCUGCAGAAGGAAUGUCUGAAGGCAGCUCAGAUAUUCAAAUCCUUCGUCGACAGCGGGAACAACGGGCUUGAUGGCGUCAUUCCACGGCAUGUCCUCGAGAACGCCAAAGGCUUCGCUAUCUUCACCAUCUUCAAAGCUGGGUUCCUCUUCUCUGCGAGAGCCGGAAGUGGAGUGGUCAUAGCCAAGCUGGAAGAUGGAACGUGGUCGGCACCAAGCGCGAUAGGCUCCGCCGGGCUCGGUCUGGGAACUCAAGCUGGAGCCGAGAUGACGGACUUCCUGGUCGUGCUCAACUCAAAGUCGAAAUCAUUCAUGUCUGCCGGUUCCGUGACCCUCGGCGGUAACCUCAGUGUAGCUGUGGGACCCCUCGGUCGCACCGGAGAAGCACUAGGUUCGCUGAGGCUUUUUGGAGGCAUGUCGGUCGAGGGCUCGGUCAUUGUUGAACGCCAAGACGCGAAUGCGCAAGCAUACCAUUCUGACGUGACCGUGAAGCAGCUGCUCAGCGGAGCAAUCACCCCUCCAGAAUGGGCUUCACCACUCAUCAAGACCCUCGAUUUAUGCACGGGCAUGCCGGGCGGUAGACGCUGGUUAGAGGAAUCCAGACCCCACCGAGGGGGUGACUACGUAUUCGGUGGGGUAGAAAGCCCCAGUCUGGAGAAUGGCCCGGGAUCUCGUAACGGCAGUGGCUACUUCCCUAGCGAUGGGCAGGCUUCCCCUGGCAAGCUCUCCAAGAAGAAGACCGCCAAGUCAAACAGCAUAUCAUUCCCGCCGGUAAACUGGGGACAGCGCAAGUCUUCCGGGUCCUACUUCUCAGACUACCACGACCCGAACCGCGCUCCAGUCCCAGGGGAUGCACUCAUGGAGAACGGCAGCUCCAGCUCUCUCGCGAACCGCUCUCCCGAAACACGCUUCUCAGACGAUCGACCUUCCCCGCGGUUAGGACGGACGGCAAGCACCGACACGGGCUACUUCGAGACAACGUUCCAAUCCGAUUUUGUCUCCGAAGACCAGCUGCGCCAGCAUCCUCCACUGGGCCGACGUGGACCUCCAUCGCCUCUGCUUCUAAAGGAUGGUCAGAAGGCAAACAGCGAGGACUUGUGGGAACCGGGGAGCCCAUUCAACAACCUCCCCCCGUUCAACCAGGCGCGCUCGAAGAUGUCAGACGCCACCAGCCACCGCCGCGCCUACAGCGCGUACGCGCCGCCGUCUACCGGCAUGACCGUAGGCCAGGUCGCGUCAAAUCCGUUCAACAGCGCUUCCGCAGGGAACAGGCGCACGAGUAGCGCUUUUGGCGACGAAGACGAAGACCUGCUCGGGCUUGGAAUCGACUACUCGCGGGACCGCAACCCGUCGGGCGGCUCCGCCAUUGCCCCUUCGCUGAGUCGUGGGCGCACCACCAGCGGCUCGUCGGCCUCGAUGUCCGGUAAACCGAAGCUCGCGCCCAAGGCCGAGCUCACGCGCCCGCUGCUGCCACACGAGGGCGUCGCGCGCGCGAUUGCGCUCUUCGACUUUGCGGCCGUGCAGUCGGGAGACCUCUCGUUUCACAAGGGACAGGUUAUCACGGUCACCGAGAAGAGCGCCGACACCAACACUUGGUGGAGGGGCAAGGUGGACGGUAGGGAGGGCAUCUUCCCUGCCAACUUCGUCGAGGUGGUUUAG
Messenger RNA from Epithele typhae, 1686 nucleotides. Its product is annotated as DUF500-domain-containing protein. Gene Ontology annotation, cellular component: actin cortical patch. Gene Ontology annotation, molecular function: phosphatidylinositol binding; actin filament binding. The record is from RefSeq and is a predicted model, not a curated record. The transcript has 7 exons. Gene Ontology annotation, biological process: actin filament bundle assembly; actin cortical patch localization. NCBI's taxonomy places the organism in Eukaryota, Fungi, Basidiomycota, Agaricomycetes, Polyporales, Epitheliaceae. Bases 1 to 1686 code for a protein of 561 amino acids.